UUUGGGGCGUUUUUUGGGCGGUGGAAAAUGAGCGGACUUCGGAACGGUAACAGUGAGCUUUGGUUGUUACCUGAGCUGUUUGUCUUUUGACCAUAGACAGGUUUUUAUGGACGUUAGUUGUACGACUAGUGUGCAGUGAGGCAAUUUACUUGCAUUUGCAAUAUGAAGAAUGGAAGAAGACGAUGUUACUAUCAGAGAACAGAAUUUCCACAGCCAAGUUCGAGAAUACAUUAUUUGUUUCCUACUGUUUGCGGUACUCUACAUUGUGUCGUAUUGCAUCAUCACCAGGUACAAGAGGAAAACAGAUGACCAGGAGGAUGAAGAUGCUGUCGUCAACAGAAUAUCACUGUACAUGUGCACCUUCACCCUGGCCAUGUCGGGUGGGGCUGUUCUCCUCCUGCCUUUCUCAAUCAUCAGCAAUGAGAUCCUGCUCUCCUUCCCCAGAAACUACUACAUUCAGUGGCUCAAUGGCUCCCUCAUCCAUGGCCUGUGGAAUCUGGUGUCGCUCUUCUCCAAUCUCUGCCUCUUCGUCCUGAUGCCCUUUGCCUAUUUCUUUCUGGAGUCAGAGGGAUUUGCUGGAUCAAAAAAGGGCAUUAAGUCACGGGUUCUAGAGACCUUUGUGAUGCUCUUCCUCCUCGGACUGCUCAUCCUAGGAAUAGUCUGGGUGGCGUCCGCGCUCAUCGACAAUGACGCAGCCAGUAUGGAGUCGCUCUAUGAUCUCUGGGAGUUCUAUUUACCGUACCUCUACUCCUGUAUCUCUCUGAUGGGGGGACUGCUUCUCCUGAUGUGUACUCCUGUGGGCCUGUCCAGGAUGUUCACAGUCAUGGGCCAGUUACUAGUCAAACCAACCAUCCUGGAGGACCUGGAUGAGCAGAUUUACUGCGUCACUUUGCAAGAAGAAGCCCUUCAAAGGAGAUUGAACGGGUCAACAUCAUCUCACUCUCGUUCCCACGGAAACGCUCACCGACUCAACAAAGAACUGGACAUCGUCCGAGAUCAGAGGAAUAAACUGGAGAGGAGGAAGAAAGCCUCUGCAUGGGAGAAGAACCUGCUGUACCCCAUUGUGAUGUUAAUACUGCUCACAGGGACGACCAUCUCAGUCCUGCUGGUGGCGCUGAAUAUCCUUUAUCUGCUGGUGGAUGAGACGGCCAUGCCAAAGGGAUCAACGGAUCGGGGACUUGGGAACACCUCACUGUCCACGUUCGGAGUCGUCCAGGCCGUGGUGGAGAUCGUCCUCAUGUUCUAUUUGAUGGUGUCCUCUGUUGUCGGCUUCUACAGCUUGCGAGUGUUUGAAGGCCUCACUCCCAGGAAAGACGACACGACCAUGACAACGAUCAUUGGUUGCUGUGUGUCCAUCCUGGUGCUGAGUUCAGCCCUGCCAGUCAUGUCCAGAACACUUGGUAUCACCAGGUUUGACCUUCUCGGAGACUUUGGGAGAUUCAAUUGGCUGGGAAACUUCUAUAUCGUCCUGUCGUACAACUUGCUGUUUGCCGUGGUAACUACCCUCUGCUUAGUCCGGAAGUUCACCUCAGCGAUCAGAGAGGAACUCUUGAAAGCAUUAGGUCUGGAUAAAUUACAACUGUCAAACAGCCCCACAGACACUGAGUCUGGGAAGAUCGCGGCCAACGGGCAUCAGAAGACUCUGUGAAAGAGACAACAGACACACACACACACACACACCUCAUGGCAGCCAAAGGGAGAUUUUGACAGUACUGGGAUUGAGUCUGUGUAAGAGACUUAGUAUACACCGACAGUGUCUGACGGCACUGCGAGCUGAGGGGAAGAGUAAUUUAGCUUUGUGACAUUCCAUCUUCUUCCUCCUGGAUCGAUGGAUGCAGGACUUGGACAGGGACAAAUUUGAGCCCCCUGACAGACUGGCAUCAUCACAACAGUUGAUGUUGACCUCAACAGUGACUCUGACCAUGGGCCACUCAGCCGAUGUCUGGGGGACUUGCUCUCAGCACUAAUGUCCUUCUCCCCACCUCAAUCUUUUCAUACAUUCGAAUUCUAACCUCUACCCAUCUCAGUCUAACCUCUUGCGUUCCGUGCUUCCCUGAUCACUUUUUAUCUGUUACCCCCCCCCGUAAUUGCACUAUGCCCUAUUGGCUCGGAGGUGCAAUGUAACCUUACGAUGCAGAGGCUGAAGAGAUGCUUGCUGACUAGUAGCCAUUUUUACACUUAUGUCCUAUUUCAAUGUCUGUCGGUUUCCAACCUGUUCUAUUUCCACCACAGUUACUGAGCCCAUGCAGUGCAUUUCACCAAUUUUAAAACCCAUUUUGGUUAUAAAAUGCACCUCAGUGUGUUAUUUGGAGAGAAAAAAAAACAGCACCUUCUCACAAGUAUAAUGAGAAGAGAAUUCCUUUUUUUGAGAAUCAGGAAGUAAAUGUGACAUCAGUGGCCCAUGGGGCAUUCACAAUAGAGUAUCUGUAUUAUAUGUAAAGACUUGGUGGUCUCCCAUAGUCACCUUAUUCAGUAUCUCGUAUGUAUAGCAGGGCUUGCCAACCCUGGUCACGAAGAGCUAACCUCCUGUAGGUUUUCGCUCCAACCCCAGUUGUAACCAACCUGAUUCGGGCUUAUCAAGCAGGUAAUUAUUAGAAUCAGGUGUGAUGGAUUAGAGUUGGAGACAAAUCUACAGGACAGUAACUCUCCAGGAAAAGGGUUGGCGAGCCCUGGUGUAUAGUAUUUGGUAUGGAUGGCUUCUGGUUUGAUAAGUGGACAUUUUAUUUUAAUUUAUUUUUAUUUUUAUAUCCACACAUUUUGAAAAGACGAGGGCAUUCUUUGAUAGACUUACUUGCUGUUGAACUCUUGCAUUAAAAAAAAAAAUUAGUACUGAUUUACUCUUCAUUUUGCAUAUUGCUUUUAGCCGUUUUACAUGUCCUCACAGGCGUCUGUGUAUCACCACGUCUUCCCUCUUUGCAGAGCUUGCUGGUACAUUUAGUACCUGUUCACCUAAGUGACCACACCAGAGAUCAGUCAGUGUCUCCUCCAUUGACAGACUGAAUGGGGAGGAACUAGCCCAUCCUUCCAUCUUUCUGGUCGUCUCAGGCCAGUUGUGAAUGUGUCACAAUGUGCUCCUUUUAUUUUGCGUCACCCACUCUGUACUGUGCGUUCAUUAUUUUGUCUCAAUUUGAAUGACUCUUGUUUAGUUGCUGUUGAUUACUCUCGAGAUGGGAAAACUAUAGUGUUCCACACCUUUUUUUUUGCUUUCAAAGUUUGGUCCUGUGGGUGGAUGUUCUGAAAAUGUUGUGUGUCUCAUAAGCUUGAUCUCCCCAAAUGACUACUAUGCUAUUUUAACAUCUUUUAAAAAUGUAUUUCACGGGGCACUAAGCUUUGUUGAACCUCCUUUUUAUUGUACAUUUUGUAAAGUUUUCAUUAUGAAGAAUAAUCUCAAAGUGCAUAAUAAAAAAAAAAAUCAAAAUACAUAUUUUAACGCAACUAGACCGGGUCACUGAGACAAAGAUCCCAGCUGACACUACAAGCACAGCUGUCAACAGAAAGCCUUCCUAAAGAGAAAGGUCUUUAGACCCGUUUUAAAGGAGCCCAGAGUCUGUGGUGCCUUCAGGUGGUCCGGGAGAGUGUUCCAGAGGCUGGGGGCAGUCAAACUGAAUGUCACAUUAUUAUAGUCAAUAGCAAAUUAUCCCAAAUGGUACCCUAUCCCCCAAAGUAGUGCAAUAUGUAGGGAAUAGAGUGCCAUUUGGGACAAACAUAACCAGACGGAAUUAUGCUGUCGCUGCAUAUUAUUGGUCCAGGGAGCACACCAUAAGCACAAGAUUACAAUCAUAGUUUUCCAAUGAGUUUGAGGUACACACGGUCUGGGCCUGUUCCAGCCCAAGGGAACAGUUUUGGUUACCUUAGUUUUCCCUCACUUGCCGAGGGUUUGAAAUGUUGAAGCGUGGCCUGUACUGUAGGUGGAGUAGGUAAUCAGAAGCGUUAUGCCCACAGGGGCAUGUGCCCCCUCAGAUUUGUCCUGUUUAGUUGUUUCUCUGUAAUACUGCUAGACCUAGAAAUGUCAUGAAGUUGACUUUAGCUAGCCCAGGUAGGUUCCAAACCUCAUAACUAGCCACCAAAAAGCCAUUUUAAAGCUGUCCGUCAAGUUGAGUAGCUAGCUCGUCUAACUAUCUUAGCUGGUACGCCUACUGGCAAGCUGUAGAAAAGCAAGCAAUAACUUGGUGUACUGAAUGAGACUUGCAUUCAUUUAAAACUGAACCAGGAGGAUACAGACCGCUCAAGAGGUAUAUGCUUAGAUAUAUAUAUUUUACAUAGAAAUAAGCAUGAUUAUGGCUCUAGAAUGCAGUGAAAAACUGAUUUGGAUGUUUGAAAAAUUUGAAAUUCUCCAACCUACACCCCCCCAACCAUUCUCACGUACUUUGUGCCCCCUCUCACAUUUUUGGAUGUAGCUAUAGUUUGUGUCUCUACAUAUAAUUUCCUGCAAAUUAACGUGAAUGUUUUUUUUACCAUGUUCUUUGCUUUGUGUUUGUUGGUUUGUUUGCAAAUAAAACGAUGAACUUUA
Molecule: messenger RNA, 4510 nt
Organism: Oncorhynchus gorbuscha (pink salmon)
Lineage: Eukaryota; Metazoa; Chordata; Actinopteri; Salmoniformes; Salmonidae
Gene: lmbr1
Product: limb development membrane protein 1
Exons: 17
Coding region: 170-1648 (492 amino acids)
Biological process (GO): signal transduction
Molecular function (GO): transmembrane signaling receptor activity
Source: RefSeq, a predicted model, not a curated record